Messenger RNA from Myotis lucifugus (little brown bat), 2284 nucleotides. RefSeq names its product glypican 3 (gene GPC3). Gene Ontology annotation, biological process: positive regulation of canonical Wnt signaling pathway; cell migration; regulation of protein localization to membrane. The record is from RefSeq and is a predicted model, not a curated record. Bases 188 to 1930 code for a protein of 580 amino acids. Lineage: Eukaryota; Metazoa; Chordata; Mammalia; Chiroptera; Vespertilionidae. The transcript is spliced from 8 exons. Gene Ontology annotation, cellular component: extracellular region; cell surface; plasma membrane.
GCCCCGCCUGUGCAGCCAAGCGUUCCCGCCCUCGCUCAGUGCCCAGGUAGCUGCGAGGAAACUUUUGCAGCGGCUGGGUAACGGCACGUCUCCCGCUCCUGCAGCCGCUGCUAGGCUUGCUGCUUCUGGGACUGCUCUCGUCCCCGCCGCCACUCUCCCGCGCUCCCCGCGCUCCCCGCCCCGCAGGAUGGCAGGGACCGUGCGCACCGCGUGCUUCGUGGUGGCGAUGCUGCUCAACUUGGACUUCCCGGGACAGGCACAGCCUCCACCGCCGCCGCCAGACGCCACCUGUCACCAGGUUCGCUCCUUUUUCCAGAGACUGCAGCCCGGACUCAAGUGGGUGCCUGAAACCCCCGUACCAGGAUCAGAUUUGCAAGUAUGUCUCCCCAAGGGCCCAACAUGCUGCUCAAGAAAGAUGGAAGAAAAAUACCAACUAACAGCACGAUUGAACAUGGAACAACUGCUUCAGUCUGCAAGUAUGGAGCUCAAGUUCCUAAUUAUUCAGAAUGCUGCAGUUUUCCAAGAGGCCUUUGAAAUUGUUGUUCGCCAUGCCAAGAACUACACCAAUGCCAUGUUCAAAAACAACUAUGCGAGCCUGACCCCACAAGCUUUUGAGUUUGUAGGUGAAUUUUUUACCGAUGUGUCUCUCUACAUCCUGGGUUCUGACAUCAACGUGGAUGACAUGGUCAAUGAACUAUUUGAUAGCCUGUUUCCAGUGAUCUAUACCCAGCUGAUGAAUCCAGGCCUGCCUGAGUCAGCCUUAGACAUCAAUGAGUGCCUCCGUAGUGCAAGGCGUGACCUGAAAGUAUUUGGGAAUUUCCCCAAGCUUAUUAUGACCCAGGUUUCCAAGUCACUGCAAGUUACUAGGAUCUUCCUCCAGGCCUUGAAUCUAGGAAUCGAAGUGAUCAACACAACUGAUCACCUGAAGUUUAGUAAGGACUGUGGCCGAAUGCUCACCAGAAUGUGGUACUGCUCUUACUGCCAGGGACUGAUGAUGGUUAAACCUUGUGGUGGCUAUUGCAACGUGGUCAUGCAAGGCUGUAUGGCAGGUGUGGUGGAGAUUGACAAGUACUGGAGAGAAUACAUUCUGUCUCUUGAAGAGCUGGUGAAUGGCAUGUACAGAAUUUAUGACAUGGAAAAUGUGCUGCUUGGACUCUUUUCGACGAUCCAUGAUUCCAUCCAAUAUGUCCAGAAGAACGGAGGGAAGCUGACCACCACCAUUGGAAAGUUAUGUGCCCAUUCUCAGCAACGCCAAUAUAGAUCUGCUUAUUAUCCUGAAGAUCUGUUUAUUGACAAGAAGGUAUUAAAAGUUGCUCAUGUGGAACGUGAAGAAACCCUAUCUGGCAGAAGAAGGGAACUAAUUCAGAAGCUGAAAUCGUUCAUCAGCUUCUAUAGUGCUUUGCCUGGCUACAUCUGCAGCCAUAGCCCUGUGGCCGAAAACGAUACUCUUUGCUGGAAUGGACAAGAACUUGUGGAGAGAUACAGCCAAAAGGCAGCGAGGAAUGGGAUGAAAAAUCAGUUCAACCUCCAUGAGCUGAAAAUGAAGGGCCCUGAACCGGUGGUCAGCCAAAUUAUUGACAAGCUGAAGCACAUUAACCAGCUCCUGAGAACCAUGUCUAUGCCCAAAGGUAGAGUUGUGGAGAAAAACCUUGAUGAAGAAGGGCUUGAAAGUGGAGACUGCGGUGAUGAUGAAGAUGAGUGCAUCGGAGGCUCUGGUGAUGGAAUGGUGAAAGUGAAGAAUCAGCUCCGUUUCCUUGCAGAACUGGCUUAUGAUCUGGAUGUGGACGAUACCCCUGGAAGCAAGCAACAUGUGAAUCAGAACGACAAUGAGAUAGUCGUCUCUCGCAACUGUGGGAAUGGCCAUUCCCCCCUGAAGGUUCUAACCAGCCUGGCAAUCUAUGUGGUGUGCUUUUUCUUCCUGGUGCACUGAAUUCCUAGUGCACAGCACCUGUGCUGCCCUUCAGCACCCUGUGGUUUUCCUCUAUAAAAGGAACCACCUUCUUAUUUUUUUUCUAUUUUUUUAAUCUCAUAUGCCUCCUCUAGCCAUUAAGUAGGAAACUAACCAUGUGUUAUGUUUUUGAAAUGAAAUGGUAUCUUUAUGAGGCAGAUAAAUUUUAGUGGUAGUAUAGAUUGUCCUUUUGUAAAGAAAAAAAAAUCAAGUCGUGCCAAAUUAUUUUCCUAUGUUUGGCUGCUAGAACAUGGUUACCAUGUCUAUCUCUCUUUCUCUCUUUCCCUUUGCAUGGAUUUCUUUGAACAAAAAAAAUAAAUAAAAGCUCAAAUAAAA